AUGGAUGAGCCAUGGGAAAAUUUGCUAUCUUAUUUGGAAAAGGGUGAGUGGCAUGACAUAGACUCUCUCCUGGAAGAGUUCAAGGGAGAAAAUUCAUUAUAUUGGAAAAGUCAAUCUUUUGAUUCAAAUUUCACUAGAGAAAGCAUCUCCCAUCACAGCAACAACAUGGGCAAUUCUUCAUCUUUGGAAGAGAACAUUGGCUUUGAUAACACUACAAGUCUCAAACAACAUGCUUCUUUGGAGAAACCUCUCUUAUCUUCCUCAGAGUCCUAUGUUCUCUCUUUUGAGGACUCCACUAUUGUGCCAAACUUUCCCAAGAAAACAUGCCAUCAUCAUAAACAGGAGAGCCAGGAAAAACAUGACAACAGAAAACUCAAGAGGUGUAGAAGCUUGUCUCAGACUCAACAUCAUAUAUUGGCUGAGAGAAAGAGGAGAGAGAAUCUCACCAGAAUGUUCAUCGCACUUUCAGCCAUUAUUCCAGGGUUGAAAAAGAUUGACAAGGCUUCUAUCCUCAACUACACUAUCGAUUAUGUAAAGUAUCUUGAAAAGCGUGUGAAAGACUUGGAAGAAGAAAACAAGAAGAAAACUGAAUCCGUAAUAUGCUUCAAAAUGAAAAAAUCCAAUGUUAGUGCUGCCCCUGAUGGCUUAGAUAGACCAAUUAAGAUAUGUCCCAAAGUUGAAACAAGAGUAUCAGCAAAAGAUGUACUCAUCAGAGUUAUGUGUGAGAAACGAAAGGACAUUGUACCUAAGCUACUGGCCAUGCUUGAAACCUAUAGUCUCUCCAUAGUUUGUACCACUGUUUUGCCGUUUGGGAAUUCUACUUUGAACAUUACCAGCAUCGCUCAGAUGGACCAAAAUUUCAAUACAAAUAUAGACAACAUAGUGAAAGUUUUGACCGAGGAUUUGUUGAAGUGUUGUAACUUGCAACGAGUUUGAACCACGCAGGGAUUCGAAGGCAGC
Abrus precatorius (Indian licorice) is the source of this 960-nucleotide messenger RNA. Its product is annotated as transcription factor bHLH18-like. The record is from RefSeq and is a predicted model, not a curated record. The coding region runs from base 1 to 936 and encodes 311 amino acids. Lineage: Eukaryota; Viridiplantae; Streptophyta; Magnoliopsida; Fabales; Fabaceae. The transcript has 4 exons. Gene Ontology annotation, molecular function: protein dimerization activity.